AUGUGUCGCUCAGACCUAGAGGUUCAAGGAAAAGAGCUCACCACUGGUGAAAUGAUUUCAUCACUCCACAAGAAAUCCCACGAAAGCAGCGCAUUCACAAACGAAGCCUUGCUGAAGCUUGCCAAGGAAUUGCUGGCAAAUUUUGGAGAAACCGAACAAGAAUGGUCUACCGCCGGGGAUUGGGUAGCGCAAGAGCUCAAUACUCUAAAGUUGCAUCCAGAAUCCAAGCCACUGGAAGAAAUGGAUGACUAUGCGUACAUGCAGGCAGCUCAAAUCAGAGCUACUUUCAGCAGUGCCGUAAAGGCAUACCUUGUUUCCACCAUUGCAUCUCUUGAGGACCAGAUGAAGAAGGAAGAAAAAAUUAGUUCUAUCGACCUCAUCAACAAAAAGCGUACAGUGGAAACCUUCGAGGGAUCAGUCGAGGUGCACGGUCCCGCCUCGCUCCCAAUGAUUCCUGGAUUAUCCUUCGAAACUUGGUCCAAGCCAUCCAAUGUAGAUUACGAAGGCUUUAAGGAAAAAGCAAAACAAGGGGUUUGCUUGGUGCUUGGAGCUGGAAACCAACCCAUUUUGAGUGCCGUUGACUGUUUGCAUUGUAUCUUUGUCCUUCGAUGCCCCUUACUGCUAAAGCAUCAUCCACUUCGUGCGCAUUUGAUUCAUCCGUACACCAUCGUUUUCAAACAACUAUUGGACCACGGAUUGAUGAAACAAAUCUUGGACCCUGGUCUUCCAAGGACAAAAGAAUUAUUGAGCAACGAGUCCAUUACUCAUAUCCACAUCACUGGUGCAUAUCAAACCGUUGCCGCCAUUCAAAAGACUUUGGUGGAAGUAAGAAAGGACGUCAAAACCAUCAAGGAUGCGGCUGCGAUGAUCACGUCCGAGUUGGGAUGCGCAACUCCAUUCAUCUUUCCUCCAGCUGUCUAUACCGAGAAAGAGUUGAGAAAUGCAGCGAAAGCGUUCGUAACCUCCAAAAAGUAUAAUGGUGGCUCCAAUUGUCUUUGUGGACAAGUCAUUGUCAUGUCCAAAGAAUGGUCCCAAAAUCAGAGAUUCCGCGAAAUUCUACUGGAAGAAUUUGAAACCACCCAAAAGGAUCCCAUUUACUACCCUGGAUCGCUCCAGAAGCGGGAUUCGGCACUCUCGGCAUACUCUUCGUCAUCCUCCUCGAAUCAUGGCAAUGAAGACAAGGUUGGUAAACGUCGAAGUUCUGUUCUCAGUGCUGCUCCCACAAUCGACUUGGAAGCACCCGAAGACGAUGAUAUUGUACUGGUCGAAUGUGGAACUCCUGGAGAAGAUGAUUUCAAUGGAUACUCUCUGACCGAAGAAGCCUUUGGACCAGUGGUUGCUAUUGUGGAAUUACCGGGAGGAAAAGAAGAGGAUCCAGUCAAGUACAUGCAGGAGACAGUGGCACCCUUUGUGAAUGACAAGGAGAAGCUCUUUGGAACCCUUAGCUGCACUCUGUUGUGGCCCGCAUCGAUUUCGGCGCAAUCCAAAAAGCCACAAUCGGACGAGGGACUGUUGCAGGCCAUUGCCUGUUUGCAGUAUGGAUGCAUCGCGAUCAAUUCGUGGUCUCUCUUUGGCUACCUUGCGGCUUUGACGGGAGGAACCUGGGGAGGUCAUCCUCGGGAUAAUUUGCGACACUCUGGCUCUGGUGCAGUAGGCAACCAAUUUGGCCUACCGAUUGAAAAAACCGUCGUGUACGGGGCUCCGUUGACCAAUGCUCCUCUGGUGGACAAGAAGAACCUACCACCCGCCAUUGUUCAUGAUGUCAUACAUGCAGUGAUCAUUGCGCCAUCCAUGAUUGGGGCCAUGUUUAAUGUCUGGCUGGUGCUUGCAGCUCGUAGUAUUCAAUUCUUUUUGCCAAAGUUCAUGACACGAUGGAUCUUUGGGGAGCGCAAAUACGGAGCCGCCUUGUAA
Molecule: messenger RNA, 1911 nt
Organism: Cylindrotheca closterium
Lineage: Eukaryota; Bacillariophyta; Bacillariophyceae; Bacillariales; Bacillariaceae
Source: the annotation of a GenBank genome assembly